AUGAAGUCCACCCUCUUUACUCUCUUCGCCCUCGCCGGCAGCGCCCUCGCCCUCCCCCAGAUCUCCACUGAGCCCACCGGCCAACCCAACCCCCGCGACGUGCAGUUCGAUGCCUCCAAGAUGAUCAUCUUUGGCGACGGCUGCCCGACGGGCUCCGUCAAGUUCGCCGCGUCCACCGACAAGACGAAAAUCCAGUUGAUUUUCGAGAAGUUCUUCGCGCUGUCGGGGCCGGGGAAGGGGCCCGAGGACUGGCGGAAGGCGUGCACGCUGUCGGUGCCGCUGGUCAUCCCGCAGGGGCUGUCGUAUUCGAUUGUGAGCUCGAUCUAUCGUGGGAGUGGGCAUCUGGAGAAGGGGCAGACUGGGAAGUGCUCGACCACGUAUUGGUUCACGGGAGAGCGUGGUAGGCAGGUCCGGACGUCCGUCUCCAUUCCCACGGGUCCGAAAGACGAAGACUACGACUUCUAUUGGGACAAAGUCGACGAAUCCGACGUCGUCGCAUGGUCUCCCUGCGGCCAAACGUCGUCCAUCCUGAACAUGAUGACAGACCUCAACUUGCUCGGCAACCGGAAUAAGCCUGGACGAAUCACGAUCGAUGCUCAAGAUCUAGCCAGCGACACCCAGUACUCGCAGGAGAUUCACAUCCAGUGGAGGAACUGCCCCAAGAACUACUAG
Molecule: messenger RNA, 672 nt
Organism: Eremomyces bilateralis CBS 781.70
Lineage: Eukaryota; Fungi; Ascomycota; Dothideomycetes; Eremomycetales; Eremomycetaceae
Exons: 2
Coding region: 1-672 (223 amino acids)
Source: RefSeq, a predicted model, not a curated record